AUGUUUUGGGAAAUAUUUACCUUGGUUAUCGUCUUACCAGCAUUAUUCUUAGGAGUACUCUUGUUUGGAGUAUUUGUUAUUGUACCAUGCGCAUUUAUAUUUGCAUCAUGGUACAUGAAGAUCAAGGAAAGGAAACUUCAGAGGAGACAGAGAGAUGGUGCUAAUGUGGCAUUCUUUCAUCCGUAUUGCAAUGCGGGUGGAGGUGGUGAAAGAGUUUUAUGGGUGGCUAUUAAAGCUAUAUUGACUAGGUAUCCAGACACCCAUAUUUACAUAUAUACACUAGAAACAGCAGAACCUAAAACAAUACUAGAUAAAGUGCAAAACCAGUUCAAUGUGAAGGUUGAUUUAAAUAGUAUAAACUUCAUAAGACUGACCUUAAGAAAGGCGAUUGAAGCAAAGUCAUACCCCUACUUCACUCUGCUCAUGCAAAGUUUGGGAUCCAUGGUAUUGGGAAUGGAGGCAUUUCUUAAAUUUAAUCCAGAUAUCUAUAUAGACACAACAGGCUUUGCAUUCUCCUACCCUAUUUUCCGAUAUCUUGCUCAAUGUCCAGUAGGAUGUUACACACACUACCCAACAAUAACAUCAGCCAUGAUGCGCAGGGUCAAACAUAGAAUUACAUCCUAUAAUAACUCUAGUGUUAUUGCUCGGAAUCCUAUUCUUACAUGGUGUAAAUUAAUGUACUACAGAAUAUUUGGAUGGUUAUAUAGUGUUGUUGGAAGAUGUGCUGAUAUUGUCAUGGUAAACGGCACAUGGACUGAGGAGCACAUCAACGAACUCUGGGACAUACCAUUGAGCACUCACAGGGUCUACCCACCUUGUGAAGUAACAGAAUUGAAAAAACUUCGAUCUCUAGUCAAGGAUUCGGAUCCAAUUAGAAUCCUGUCUGUGGCACAGUUCCGUCCAGAGAAAGAUCAUCCGUUGAUGCUCCAAGCAAUGUAUGAGCUGCGGAACCUUCUGGUCAAUAAUGAGAUGCUGUGGAAUAAGAUAAAGCUAGUAUUAGUUGGAUCAUGUCGCAAUGACGAGGACAAGGAGAGAGUGCAGAACCUUCGGGAUUUAGCAAAACACCUGUCUAUAGAGGAUAACGUUCAGUUCGUAGUGAAUGCAUCGUACGCGCAGCUUCUUCAGCUGUACCAGACCUCAUCUAUGGCUAUUCACGCUAUGUGGAAUGAACAUUUUGGAAUAAGUGUCGUUGAAUGUAUGGCUGCCGGUCUAAUCACAGUAGCACAUCGAUCUGGAGGACCUCUGGCUGACAUCAUUGAGCCUUCACAUUCCUCUCGAACUGGAUUCUUAGCUGCUGAACCUGAUGAAUAUGCAAGGGCAAUAUUGGAAAUAAUAGCUCUGCCAACACAUGAAAGAACCAACAUAAUUGAAGCAGCAAGGGCAUCUGUAGACCGCUUUUCUGAAAUGGAGUUUGAAAAGACAUUCCUUAGAGUAACAGAACCCUUGAUGAGGCUAGAUUAA
Molecule: messenger RNA, 1461 nt
Organism: Pieris macdunnoughi
Lineage: Eukaryota; Metazoa; Arthropoda; Insecta; Lepidoptera; Pieridae
Source: the annotation of a GenBank genome assembly